Messenger RNA from Owenia fusiformis, 1886 nucleotides. The record is from the annotation of a GenBank genome assembly. Lineage: Eukaryota; Metazoa; Annelida; Polychaeta; Sabellida; Oweniidae.
GUCCAAAUGGUGAUGUCAACAAAUGCCAAAUCAGUGAUUGGCUUUGGUGAAGAUAAUAACGACGUCUUACACGAAGAAAAUCGAGAAAAAUCAGGAAAUUGCUUUGAUCAAGACAAAUGUGACCCUAAUGCAAACGUCAAGGAUGAUUCGAAAUUGGAAAAGGAAGAACUUGAACUUCAGCUAAGGGCUGAUGAACAAGAGAAUGCAAGAAUUUUAAAAUACAAAAUAGGAAAAACAGCAUUUUUAAUUGUGUGUUGGAUAAUUAAUGGUUUACUUUUGGCUAUACGUUUCCCUACACUACCAGACCUAAGGGAAAGGGUUGACGUGCCAUAUGAUGAGUUCUCCCCUGCAUUGACAAGUAGACAUAUUGGAUGGAUCAUAGGGUGUUUAAUAGGAGGGUUCUGUUUCGAUCGUUUCCAAAAGGGAUGGGAUCUCCAACUUGCGAUAGGAUUUCUAGUACAAGCAGUUGCGGUAGGUGUGAAGCCACUCUCUAGGACAGUCUUCACUAUGGCAUUGUGUUUCUUCGGAGAAGGAUUGGCUCAUGGAAUCCAUGGAUUGGUUGGCAACGCCAUGUGUUUAGCUCUAUGGGGACACAAAGCACCUCCUCUUAUUCUGGCCAUGAGUUUCGGAUUCAGAGGAGGACAGUUUCUGGCCCCAAUCCUUGCAUAUCCUUUCCUUGGACUCAGGAAUGCUACAACGGCAACAAUUGGUGAUAUCAAUGCAACGAACGGUAAUUACUCAACAAGCGUUCGACAGUUCAGCUCUGACAUCGAAAUCCCUCAUCUUAUCGUCGGCGUCGUUGGAGCUGUUUGUGCUAUUGGAUUUCUUAUCUUCUUUAUUUGUCCGAAGCCGGAAAAACUUGUCUUGUCAAACCGUCCAAAGAGUAGUAAGCCUUUGGAGUUCUUAUCUCCGGCCUCAUGUACCGGGGGAAGUAUGGGCGCCGGUAUAUUAUUCACGUUCACAUUCUUUCUCUAUUACGUACUGAUGCUCGUCACGGGGACUUCCUUUGCGACCUAUCAAGCCCCCGUAACUCAAGACACUCUUGGGUUAACCAAACCAGAUUCUGCAUUGAUGAGUACGUUACAAAAGGGAUGUGGUUUAGCCAGUAUGCUUAUCUUCACACCAAUUACAAGAUGCGCACCUAUAGUUGCUCUCGUUUAUAUCGUCCAUCAUGGUGUUCUUGCCAUUAACAUCUACGCUCUUAUUUACGGCAUCGAGAGCGUUCAGGCAUUUGCCGUUUCGAGCUGCGUAUACGAUGUAUUCUCCGCGCCCUAUUUUGGAAUUGGCCUCUCUUGGGCACAGCUGUACAUGAACACUACUGGAGCAGCUAUCAUGUGCUUUAACAUUGGAGUGGGUGUCGGUGGAAUAUUAUCCGAGACGAUCGGGGGAUCGUUGCUGACCAAUACAGGGGCAAAGGGUCUUCUCUGGAUGAACCUCAUUUGCUCUAUAGUGUUCUGUGUACUUGUAUAUACAACCACCGUUAUCAUGAAGUGCUACGGUACAAAGGAGGAAAGACUGAGGAAAGCAGAAGAAAAAUUCAAAUCUGAAGAUUCUCGAACAUAGAUAAUCAACAGUUAUAUUUCUCAACUAUGUACCAUGGUAUUUCAGUCAUAGAUCUAAAGUUAUGUAUUACUUGUAAAUAGGAACAGAAUAGAUCGAAUAACUUGUAAAUAGAAACAAUAUAAACUUGUAUUAUGUAUUGGAAGCAUUACCUACAAUAAAAAGCUGUACAAAAAAAAAAGUCAGUUGGAUAUGGUGAUAAAAAUAUGCAUCCUCUUUCUCAGAUCAGUCUUAAAAAGAAGUAGGCCCUAUCCAACCAUAAUUCUUUGGUCAGUCUUUCAAACAGUAUGUUAGAUGUACAGAGUGUGCCAAAAAACGUACACCCU